AUGGCUCAAGCGCGGCCGGCGUCUGAGAUCACCGCGCAGCCACUGCCACAAGUCUCCCUUGGGCCGGGGACAACUCGUUCCAAUGCCUUGCACGCGCUCUUGUUUCAGGCUGAUAUCAAACCCUGGUCAGUCUUCACAAUGAACGUCCAUGAUACCUUCCGGAACCACAACUGGCUUCAGGUCGCCGAGCCACUGAGCCUGAUUGAACUGCCACCGCAACAGGACCUGAUGAAUGACGACCACGACCCCCGAUUUCGCACUCAUUAA
Messenger RNA from Aspergillus uvarum CBS 121591, 267 nucleotides. RefSeq lists its product as uncharacterized. NCBI's taxonomy places the organism in Eukaryota, Fungi, Ascomycota, Eurotiomycetes, Eurotiales, Aspergillaceae. The record is from RefSeq and is a predicted model, not a curated record. The coding region runs from base 1 to 267 and encodes 88 amino acids. The transcript has 2 exons.